Messenger RNA from Phaedon cochleariae (mustard beetle), 423 nucleotides. NCBI's taxonomy places the organism in Eukaryota, Metazoa, Arthropoda, Insecta, Coleoptera, Chrysomelidae. The record is from the annotation of a GenBank genome assembly.
UCCGGAGGCAGUGUAAAUAUCUGUGAAGUUACCCAAGAAGUGAAACAAGCUCUCAAAGAGUUUAGAUUUAGGAAAACGGAGGAUACAGCAGCCCUAGUGUUGAAAGUAGACAGAGAAAAGCAGCAAAUUAUUCUGGACGAAAAAUUGGAGGCAAUUUUGGUUGAUGACCUUCGUGAAUCCCUACCAGGUCAUCAACCAAGGUAUAUUGUAUUAUCAUACCGUCAAGAACACAAAGAUGGCAGAAUAUCCUACCCAUUAUGUUUUAUUUUCUUCACGCCCAGGGAUAGUCAUGCCGAACUACAGAUGAUGUAUGCCGGUUCUAAACUGGCAUUGCAGCAAGAAGCUGGUCUAACCAGAGGCUUUGAGAUUAGGGAACUAGAAGAUUUAACAGAAGAGUGGUUGUUGAGCAAGUUAGGAAAUUGA